Molecule: messenger RNA, 831 nt
Organism: Asparagus officinalis (garden asparagus)
Lineage: Eukaryota; Viridiplantae; Streptophyta; Magnoliopsida; Asparagales; Asparagaceae
Product: agamous-like MADS-box protein AGL80
Exons: 1
Coding region: 145-831 (228 amino acids)
Biological process (GO): positive regulation of transcription by RNA polymerase II
Molecular function (GO): DNA-binding transcription factor activity, RNA polymerase II-specific; protein dimerization activity; RNA polymerase II cis-regulatory region sequence-specific DNA binding
Source: RefSeq, a predicted model, not a curated record
UGUAAAUAAUUAAAGUUUAGGAGACAUUGUCUCCGAUCCCGCUCCUAAUUGAAAUCUCUCUCCCUCAAAUAUUCUAUAAAACACCGCAAAAAACAAUCAAAAGCUCACCCAAAAAAUCAGAAGAAAUAAAUCAAAAACAAAACCAUGGCGAGAAAAAAAGUUACAUUGGCAUGGAUCGCCAACGACGCAACCAGACGAGCGACGCUGAAAAAGCGCCGCCGCGGGCUUUUGAAGAAGGUGAGCGAGCUCUCCGUCCUGUGUGACGUCCCGGCCUGCGUCGUAGUUUACGGGCCCGACGAGGCCCAGCCCGAGGUCUGGCCCAACGAUGCCCAGGCCCGCGAAGUCCUCGUCCAAUACAAAUCCAUGCCGGAAUCUGAACAGUGCAAGAAAAGAGUGGAUCAAUCUGGGUACUUGAACCAGCAACUUUUCAAGAUUCAAGAACAAGUCAGGAAACAGCAAAGGGAGAAUUGGGAGUUGGAGAUGAACAUAAAAUUGCACGAAGCUAUAGCGGGAAAAUGCAACUUGAUGGACGUCGGGGUUGAAGAUGCAGCGGUCUUGGCGAGGUUGAUUGAGGAGAAGAUGAAGACUGUGAAGGAGAAGAUGGCGGCGGUGGCGGCGACAGCGGCGGCGGCAACGGGAGAAGGGAAAGGGGAGAUGUUGAUGGAUUAUGAUUUUGGGGGGAGGUCUCGUUGCCAACCGCCGGCGCCGGCCGCGGUUCCCCCGCUCCGCCGCGUGUUGGGCAGUAUAUGGGAGUUGGGAGUUCGUGGGUGGAUCCGGGAUUUUAUCCAAUUUUCUUUGAUAAUUAUGGAGGAUUUUAGUGGAUAUAUAUAA